UUUCCCAUGGAUGCUUCUCUUCUUGGCUGCUGACGAAGUGACCGAAGAAAAUGCUGAGGUGCCAAGCAGCCAGUCUUGCCGAAGGACGGGUGCGGGGGCUUGGGGUUCCUCGGAGCAACGCUUGUGUCACCAUUGCUAAGAAGAUGGUCCAGGAGUGCUCGGCUGUGUGAGUCCCCGCUCGAAGCCGGUGGAGACUGCGGUUGUUAUUGAUCAAGUGAAAUAGCAGACGCCGAAAUAAAAGCCACUAGAAAUGAUGUGUGAAGUGAUGCCAACGAUAAACGAGGACACCCCGAUGAGUCAACGGGGGUCCCAAAGCAGCGGCUCAGACUCGGAUUCUCACUUUGAGCAGCUGAUGGUGAACAUGCUGGAUGAAAGGGACCGUCUCCUUGAUACUCUUCGGGAGACACAGGAAAGCUUGUCACUUGCACAGCAACGCCUACAGGACGUCAUCUACGACAGAGACUCCCUCCAGCGACAGCUUAACUCCGCACUGCCUCAGGAAUUUGCUGCACUGACAAAAGAAUUAAAUGCGUGCAGGGAACAGCUGCUUGAAAAAGAGGAGGAGAUUUCAGAACUGAAAGCUGAAAGAAACAACACAAGACUGUUACUGGAGCAUUUGGAGUGCCUUGUCUCAAGACACGAAAGGUCACUGAGGAUGACAGUGGUGAAACGGCAAGCACAGUCUCCCUCAGGAGUUUCCAGUGAAGUUGAGGUCCUCAAAGCUCUGAAAUCUCUGUUUGAGCACCACAAGGCUCUGGAUGAAAAGGUAAGGGAACGACUGAGGGUUUCUUUAGAAAGAGUCUCUGCACUGGAAGAAGAACUAGCUGCUGCUAACCAGGAGGCAUGCAGCCUCCAUGAGGUCCUGAGUAGGAGAACACAGGGAUCGCAGGAGCCAGAUGGAGUGAAAGACGGAGAUCUUGAACGCCUGUCCAAUGGCUCCAUAGACUCAAAUGAUGAAGCCAGUCAAGUUGUUGAACUUCAGGAACUACUGGAAAAGCAAAACUAUGAAAUGGCACAAAUGAAGGAGCGUUUGGCUGCACUGUCUUCCCGGGUGGGAGAGGUAGAACAAGAAGCAGAGACUGCCAGGAAGGAGCUCAUUAAAACAGAAGAAAUGAACAGUAAAUAUCAGAGAGACAUUAGAGAGGCAAUGGCACAAAAGGAAGAUAUGGAAGAAAGAAUAACUACGCUGGAGAAGCGCUACCUCAGUGCACAGAGAGAAUCCACCUCUAUACAUGACAUGAACGAUAAGCUGGAAAAUGAACUGGCAAACAAGGAAGCCAUACUACGUCAGUUGGAAGACAAAAACAGACAGCUGCAAGAGCGUCUAGAGCUGGCUGAGCAGAAGCUGCAGCAGACGAUGAGGAAGGCUGAAACCUUACCCGAAGUGGAGGCUGAGCUGGCUCAGAGAAUUGCAGCUCUGACUAAGGCAGAAGAAAGACAUGGAAACAUUGAGGAACGUAUGAGACACUUAGAAGCUCAACUUGAAGAGAAGAAUCAGGAACUUCAAAGAGCAAGGCAAAGAGAAAAAAUGAAUGAGGAGCACAACAAAAGAUUAUCGGAUACCGUAGACAGACUUUUGACAGAAUCCAAUGAGCGUCUGCAGCUACACUUAAAAGAGAGAAUGGCAGCACUUGAAGAAAAGAAUGUUUUGAUUCAAGAAUCUGAAAGUUUCAGGAAAAAUCUGGAAGAAUCGUUACAUGACAAGGAAAGACUUGCUGAAGAAAUUGAGAAACUGAGAUCUGAACUGGAUCAAAUGAAAUUGAGGGCUGGUUCUUUAAUUGAACCCACAUUGUCAAGGCCUCACCUUGACACAUCAGCAGAGCUGAGGUAUUCUGUGGGCUCAUUGGUUGAUAGCCAGUCUGACUAUCGGUCAACUAAAGUGAUAAGGCGACCUAGAAGAGGCCGGAUGGGCAUACGCAGAGAUGAACCAAAGGUAAAAUCACUUGGAGAUCACGAGUGGAAUAGGACUCAGCAGAUUGGCGUUUUGAGCAGCCAUCCAUUUGAAAGCGACACUGAAAUGUCCGACAUCGAUGAUGAUGACAGAGAAACGCUUUUCAGCUCCAUGGACCUCCUGUCACCAAGCGGCCAUUCCGAUGCCCAGACUCUGGCCAUGAUGCUUCAGGAGCAGCUAGAUGCAAUCAAUAAAGAAAUCAGGUUAAUCCAAGAAGAGAAAGAGUCGACAGAACUGCGUGCCGAAGAGAUAGAGAACAGAGUGGCCAGUGUGAGUCUGGAAGGCUUAAAUCUGGCCAGAGUCCACCAAGGUACAUCCAUUACUGGCUCAGUGACUGCGUCGUCACUGGCAAGCUCAUCUCCUCCCAGUGGACACUCAACUCCUAAACUCACCCCUCGCAGUCCAGCCAGGGAGAUGGACAGAAUGGGGGUCAUGACACUGCCAAGUGACCUACGGAAACACCGAAGAAAGAUUGCAGUAGUUGAAGAAGAUGGGCGUGAAGAUAAAGCCACAAUCAAAUGUGAAACUUCUCCUCCUCCAACACCCAGAGCUAUCAGAAUGACUCAUACCCUUCCUUCUUCAUACCACAAUGAUGCCAGAAGUAGUUUGCCUGCUUCACUGGAGCCAGAAAGCAUUGGUCUUGGCAGUGUCAAUAGCAGCCAGGACUCCCUGCACAAAGCUCCCAAGAAGAAAGGAAUCAAGUCUUCAAUAGGACGUUUGUUUGGUAAAAAAGAGAAGGCUCGACUUGGACAGCUCAGUAAGGAAUUAGUGGGUAAAAGAGGUUACAUGGAAACAGAGGCAGCAGCUCAGGAAUCUCUGGGAUUAGGCAAACUUGGAACCCAAGCAGAAAAGGACCGAAGACUAAAGAAAAAACAUGAACUUCUGGAAGAAGCUCGGAGAAAGGGUUUGCCUUUUGCACAGUGGGAUGGGCCUACAGUGGUUGCCUGGCUGGAGCUCUGGCUAGGCAUGCCCGCCUGGUACGUUGCUGCCUGCCGUGCCAAUGUGAAGAGCGGAGCUAUUAUGUCUGCUUUGUCCGAUACUGAGAUUCAACGGGAAAUUGGAAUCAGCAAUCCUCUUCAUCGUUUAAAGCUCCGAUUAGCAAUCCAGGAGAUGGUAUCACUAACAAGUCCAUCAGCACCACCAACAUCCAGAACACCCUCAGGCAAUGUUUGGGUGACCCAUGAAGAGAUGGAAAAUCUUGCUGCUCCAGCUAAAACGAAAGAGUCUGAAGAAGGCAGCUGGGCUCAGACCCUGGCUUAUGGUGAUAUGAACCACGAAUGGAUAGGUAACGAAUGGCUCCCCAGUCUGGGUUUACCUCAGUAUCGAAGUUAUUUUAUGGAAUGCCUGGUAGAUGCGAGGAUGUUAGAUCACCUGACAAAGAAAGACCUGCGUGUGCACUUAAAAAUGGUGGAUAGCUUUCAUCGAACAAGCUUGCAAUAUGGAAUCAUGUGUUUAAAGAGGUUGAAUUAUGAUAGAAAAGAACUGGAAAAGCGAAGAGAAAUGAGUCAGCAUGAAAUAAAAGAUGUGCUGGUAUGGAGCAAUGAUCGAGUCAUACGCUGGAUACAAGCUAUUGGCCUCCGAGAAUAUGCAAAUAAUAUUCUAGAAAGUGGUGUACAUGGUUCACUUAUAGCACUGGAUGAAAACUUUGAUUACAGCAGUUUAGCUUUAUUAUUACAGAUUCCAACACAAAACACCCAGGCACGGCAGAUCCUUGAGAGAGAAUACAACAACCUUUUAGCACUAGGAACUGAAAGACGACUUGAGGAAAGCGAUGACAAGAACUUCAGACGUGGCCCCUCCUGGCGACGACAGUUUCCUCCACGCGAGGUUCACGGGAUCAGCAUGAUGCCGGGCUCCUCGGAAACGCUGCCAGCUGGGUUCAGAUUAACCACAACAUCAGGGCAGUCGCGGAAGAUGGCGACUGAUGUUGCUUCAUCACGACUGCAGAGGUUAGACAGCUCAACAGUUCGCACAUACUCAUGCUGACAAGGCCUAGCAAAGAAGCCAGCACUGAAUU
Molecule: messenger RNA, 3968 nt
Organism: Gavia stellata (red-throated loon)
Lineage: Eukaryota; Metazoa; Chordata; Aves; Gaviiformes; Gaviidae
Gene: PPFIA2
Product: PTPRF interacting protein alpha 2
Exons: 33
Coding region: 251-3937 (1228 amino acids)
Biological process (GO): synapse organization
Cellular component (GO): presynaptic active zone
Molecular function (GO): protein binding
Source: RefSeq, a predicted model, not a curated record